AUGGGGAGGAACCGGCAGAUCCCGUACUGCAAUCUCCUCGCGAUCCUCCUACUCGCCGUACCGCUCGCGAACGCCACCCUGGACCAAGCCGCGCUGCUGAGGCAGUUCAUCGCGUCCCGGUCCCGGGCCCAGAGCCUUGACCUUGAAGGCCCUGCCGAGACGGACCCUUGGGCUGACCCGGCAAGCAGCUUCGGCCACCUGCCCACGGACUGCAAGAACCCCAAGGGCAGCAAGGAGGCGGACAGGAUCACGGCGCUGCCGGGGCAGCCGCCGCGCGUCAACUUCGAGCAGUACGCCGGGUACGUGACCGUGGACGAGGAGCACGACCGCAGCUCUUCUACUACUUCGUCGAGUCCCCCUACGACGCCGCCUCCAAGCCCCUCGUCCUCUGGCUCAACGGAGGUAUAUAUCGAUCUCAAUGGCGUUCGGCGUUCGUUCUGGUUGGGAGCCAUGUAA
Panicum virgatum (switchgrass) is the source of this 456-nucleotide messenger RNA. RefSeq names its product serine carboxypeptidase 1-like. The coding region runs from base 1 to 456 and encodes 151 amino acids. The transcript has a single exon. The record is from RefSeq and is a predicted model, not a curated record. NCBI's taxonomy places the organism in Eukaryota, Viridiplantae, Streptophyta, Magnoliopsida, Poales, Poaceae.